UCGAUUUUUCUUCUAGCAAUACUCGAGAAUUCUCAAGAUGUUGAGAAUAAAACCUAUUGAUAACCUCGAGUUGGAGUUGGAAGUCCAUCUCCAGCUCUUUCCUUUCACAUCAUACAAUUCUGAUCGUUCCUUUUGGCUAUCCAUUGAGAGCAGUCUAGAACAUCCUUCAUAUCACUACAUCUACUCGAAUACCAACUUCCUACUUCCUCACGAUGGCGAAACUCGAACCCUAUCAUGAUGAUUACUACCUCUGGAACUACGUUCCGUCUAUGGCUGCAGCUGUCCUCUUUAUUGUCUUUUUUAUAAUAACAACCGGUCUACAUACCUGGCGUAUGUUUAAGACCAAGUCCUGGUUCUGCACAGCAUUUUGCGUUGGAGGUCUCUUCGAAAUCAUCGGUUACAUCGGUCGAGAGAUGGCUGUUAACAGUACCGGCACUCUCAUGCCAUAUAUCAUCCAAAGUCUCUUCACCCUCAUUGCUCCAGCCUUCUUGGCCGCAUCGAUCUACAUGACACUCGGUCGCAUUAUGCGAUAUGUCCACGGAGAACAUCACUCCCUCAUUCGGAUCAAUUGGCUUACGAAGAUUUUCGUCAUCGCAGAUCUCUUGUCAUUCUUCGUACAAUCAGGAGCCUCCGGGUUGAUGUUCAGUGAUAGUACUGCCAGUCUUGGUCAGAAGGUCGUGUUGGCCGGUCUAUUUAUCCAGAUCAUAGCUUUCGCAUUUUUCUUGUUUACUGCUCUUGUAUUCGAACGCCGAAUGAGAAGAGAGCCCACACCGGAAUCUUUCGUUGUUGAAGCAAACUGGAUCCAUCACUUGCAUUGUCUUUACGUCAUAAGCGUUCUCAUUCUCGUUCGAUCAAUAUUCAGAGUUGUCGAGUAUGCCGCGGGCCAGAAGGGGUAUCCUUUGAUGCAUGAAUGGACUUUAUACACAUACGAUACAGUACCAAUGUGGAUUGUCACCGUUCUCUUUUUCAUCUGGUAUCCAUCUCAAUUCCAGGCAAAGCCGGGAACUCGAACAUCUCCAAGGGAGACGGUAGAACAGGCACAAAGUGUCCAAUUGAUGAAUGAUGCAGAGAUAAAACGCAGUAGAAAUCCGCAGACAAGAGUUUAUGGUUCUCGAAGCAUGGUUUGAAGAUGUUAUGAUAAAAAGGCUGGCACCAAAUGCUAUAGAGCCAACGAGAUAAAGAUUUAGGAUUGGGUCUGCUUUUACUGUUAUCAUUCGUAUUUCGGUUGUCUGAGCAAGACAUAUGGUAAACAGGAGUCUGGAGUUAUUCACUGUAGCCAACUUGAUGAAAUGGUUUUGCAAUAAGGAUUGCAACACAGGACCUGCGGAAGGUAACAUAGCUGUAGCUAAUUCAAAAGUGAUGAGACGAAACUAAAUUUCUCACACCCAGUGUCCACACUUUCCUGUUUUUAAAUAGUAGGUACGUGUACAUAUCGAAUGAUUGUCUGUUUGAAGUACUUCCACCCUUCAAACACUAUCAAAACGCGGUCAAUGAAUAUUAGAUAGUGAGAUAUAUAUCAGGAUGCUGAGGAAGGGUGACAAUUGUAGAUUAGACUCCAGGUGGAUAGAGUG
Molecule: messenger RNA, 1571 nt
Organism: Botrytis byssoidea
Lineage: Eukaryota; Fungi; Ascomycota; Leotiomycetes; Helotiales; Sclerotiniaceae
Exons: 2
Coding region: 213-1127 (304 amino acids)
Cellular component (GO): membrane
Source: RefSeq, a predicted model, not a curated record